AUGGUCCGACGUCAAGUGACUCGACCCCCUCGAGGUAUGUCAUUGAGCUGCGAGGGAUAGAAAAGUUCCGUCAGCGAGCGUUUCUGUUUAGUUACGAGCGAGAGAACGCGUGGCGAGAGAGAAAUACGUCACGUGAGCCACUACCACAGUCCGCAUGUGUUGCGAUGUGUGUUUAACCAAAAAAAUCGAUUAUUGCUCUGUCUCUUUUCGUCGCAAGGUCAGACAGACGGCAUCCAUCUCCUCAGUCGCCUUACACACGCGCGCGAACGCGCAUUCAUAAGCAAUCAUUCAACUAGCUGCUGAUUAUGAACUCCAACCAGCACUCGUUUUCAGAGGAGGGGCUGAAUGACCCCUUGGCAAAUGUGGAGCAGUUCAAUAUCAUACAGUUCCUGCAAGCCGAGGGAGAGUGAGUUUACUGUUUCGAAAUGUUUCGUAAUCGUUAUUUUUUUCAGCUUCAACAUUCCAAUAGAAACGUUGGAACAAAUCAACCUUGGAGAAUUGAAAAACGAGCCUGGGAUGCAGACUCCACCACAACAGCAAAUGCAAAUGGAUCCGCAACUUCUCCAGCAACUCCAACAGCAACAGCUUCAGCAACAACAACUUCAACCGCAGCAGCAACAGCGCAUGCAACAGCAACAGCGCAUGCAACAGCAACAGCACCAAAUGCAUCCGCACCAAAUGUAUCAGCCACAGGUAACAAUCACUGAUCAGCUAUCAAAGUAUUCUGUUGCGUUUCAGAUGAUGCAAGGAAUGCCGAUGACCCCUGCUAUCACCGACCUCACUCGUCACGGAUCCUCUUCUUCGCCGUCCACCACCAACUCGGACCCGCCAUACUCGCCGGAAGGACUCAACCAAUUUGCCCUCGGGAGUCAGCGCAUGAAUCCCGGAGUCAUUCCCAAUGGACCUGAUCCUCAAGAACUCCUGCAGCGCCAAUUCGAUCAGCGAAACAUUCCCCAGCAGCAACAGCAACAGAUGCUGCAACAGCAACAACAGCAACAGCAACAUCAGCCGCAACGACAGCAACAGCAACAGCGCCAGCAACAUCAGCAGCCACAGCAACAGCAGCAACAAACAAUUUCGCCACCAGAUGCUGCAGUUUUCAAUCAGUACCUUCAAAGUCAGCAGCCAACCCCAACCAGUUACAUCCAAUCGGUUUCUCCGGACAGCCAGGACGGAGGGCAAGGAUUCAUACAAAGCAACCUCUACAAUGCGUUGAACGUCUCGAGUGACGAGAGCAUAGGCGGAUGCUCUGAUGAACCGCCAAACAACCGCAAACGUCCGCGCAUGGAGCAGCAGAACCUGGAUCCCAGCUACAUUCUGAAUGCGGCCUUGUCAGGAAGAAUGCCAGGAGAGACCCCGGCUCCAGAUGAGAACGGCGGCCAGCUCAGCAUCAAGUUCUACAGAUACAAUGAGACGGAUUGGCAUCCCCUGUACGAUGCCGAAGGACAACACCUGCAAUGUAUUCAAGUGCACGUUGUUGCCGACAAAGGAUUCAACUACUCUAACAACGACAAUUGUUUCGUCAACCAGAAGAAAAACCACUUCCAGGUAAAUCUGUUGCCCACAGUUAUUUCUAAACCCCACAAUGUUUCCAGGUUACUGUCAGCGUCGAGGCUAUGGACCCAACUCCACCACAGUGCUUCAAGCAUAAUGGACUGAUCAAGCCAAUCGAACAUUUCCAAUUGGCGUUCACUGGUGUCAAAGCAGAGGUAAGAAGAUCGGAAGGCUCAAUUUAAAAACAUUAAACCCUUUUUUCAGGCGUUGAACUCUGAGGUGGCCAUCCGUCAGUCAACUUCUGACCGUAAGCCGGUCCUCCACACUCCGGUCAUCUUCAAAGUUGUCGAGCGUCGAAUGACUAAAGUGACAGUCCCAAGGCUUCACUUCUCGGAAACCACUCUGAACAACCAGAGAAAGAACCUUCGCCCGAACCCUGAUCAAAAGUUCUUUAUGCUGCUUGUCCGCCUAUACGCCACUUCGACCGACGGGACUACUGUACUGAUUCAGUCUUUCAACUCGGAGCGUGUCAUUGUCCGAGUGAGUCUUGUUAUUGCACAAGUACAUAUGUUAAUUGACUUCAUCAAUGCGAAACGGGAGUAA
This is a messenger RNA of Caenorhabditis sp. 36 PRJEB53466, 2097 nucleotides long. Lineage: Eukaryota; Metazoa; Nematoda; Chromadorea; Rhabditida; Rhabditidae. The record is from the annotation of a GenBank genome assembly.